Caenorhabditis briggsae is the source of this 1185-nucleotide messenger RNA. RefSeq names its product Protein CBR-NHR-101 (gene Cbr-nhr-101). Lineage: Eukaryota; Metazoa; Nematoda; Chromadorea; Rhabditida; Rhabditidae. Gene Ontology annotation, biological process: anatomical structure development; cell differentiation; regulation of transcription by RNA polymerase II. The record is from RefSeq and is a predicted model, not a curated record. The coding region runs from base 1 to 1185 and encodes 394 amino acids. Gene Ontology annotation, molecular function: RNA polymerase II cis-regulatory region sequence-specific DNA binding; nuclear receptor activity; zinc ion binding. The transcript has 8 exons.
AUGGAGAACUCUGAAGAACUAUGUCUUGUUUGCAAUGACAUCUCCAGUGGAUACCAUUACGGAGUUCCUUCAUGUAAUGGAUGCAAAACCUUCUUCCGUCGAACCAUAAUGCAAAAACAUAUAUUCGUCUGUCAACAUGAAAAGAAUUGUUCAGUCGACAGAAGUAUUCGAUGUGCUUGCCGUUAUUGUCGAUUUGAAAAAUGUCUGAAAGUCGGAAUGGAUAGGUCUGCUCUACAAGCAUCCAGAGAUCGAAUUGGAUAUACCAAACGAACUAGAAAACCAAAACGAAAAGAAGUUUCCUUCAGCAGUUCCAGUUCAAUGUCACCCCAAAACAUCUUCUACCCAGAAUCUCCUGGAUAUGCUCAAAAGGCAUAUGAGACUUAUUGGAGCUAUGUGGCAAGCAGAGAGAAAGCUUCCAACGAGCUUCGCCUUUCCGCAUACGCCCCAAAGAGAAGUUUGAAAGAAGCCUUAUGUUCGAAAAGUCUACUUAAUGAUCCAAUAUUUUUGAGUAAUCACACGAUAGUGAGCUCACGUCAUACAUACACAGAACUUCGAUUCAUCACACAAAGUGAUUAUCACUAUUGGCACGAAAGAGAUUGGUUUGUACUAACGGAAUAUGCAAAAACAUUCAAAGUUUUCAAUGAGCUUAGUUACAAUGAUAAGGCAGCUUUAGUCCGUCAUGCAGCGAUCACGAUUCCAGCUCUUAACCAAGUAUACAAUUCACCCGAUCACGGACCAGAUACAGUAGUGUUUCCCGAUGGAACUUAUUAUGAUAGAACUCAUGAGCCAACCAGACCAGCUGGAUUGAAUCGUAAAAAGUACCAAGUUUUGGAUUUGGUUUUGAAACCAUUCCGAGAAAUCGAGAUCAAAUUCAACGAGUUUGCUGCUUUUAAAGCAAUCACAUUUUUGAAUCCAGAUGCAGAUGUGUCAUACCUAGCUAAGUUAGCCAUAAAUGAAGAAAGAGUGGCUGUAACAAAACAACUGUAUGCAUUCAUGAUUCGGAAUGAUGGAAUCGAAAAAGCUAUCAAAAGAUUUAGUCGUCUGAUCCUAAUUGGAACAUCCAUGUCAAAAAUGGCAUGUGAAUCAAAAGAAGCUGUUUGGAUAGCUGACUUCUUUGAGAAUAUCGGAUAUACCAGCUUCGCAAAGGAACUGUUUUUCGGGGAAAGGAAUUCAGAAGAAGAAUAA